Staurois parvus is the source of this 1605-nucleotide messenger RNA. The record is from the annotation of a GenBank genome assembly. Lineage: Eukaryota; Metazoa; Chordata; Amphibia; Anura; Ranidae.
AUGCUUUUCACAAAAAUCAAUCUUCAAACACAUCAGAGAUCUCACACAGGUGAGAAACCAUACACUUGUCCCGAGUGCAGGAAAUGUUUUUCAGUGAAGUCUCAUCUUGACACACAUAGGAGGUUUCACACGGGGGAGAAGCCAUAUUCCUGUACUGAGUGUGGGAAAUGUUUUGUAUUAAAAUCACAUCUUGUCACACAUCAAAGGCUUCACACGGGGGAAAAGCCAUACUCCUGUUAUGAGUGUGGGAAAUGUUUUUUCAGACAAGUCCUUUAUCACAGACAUCAGAGAUUACACACAGGUGAGAAGCCAUAUUCCUGUCCUGAGUGCGGAAAUGUUUUUUCAGAGAAGUUCAGUCUUUACAGACAUCAGAAGUCUCACACAGGGGAAAAGCCAUUUUCUUGCCAUGAGUGUGGGAAAUGUUUUUCACAGAAGUCUACUCUUUACAGACAUCAGAGAGUGCACACAGGGGAGAAGCCGUAUUCCUGUCCUGAGUGUGGGAAAUGUUUUUCAGUGAUGUCUCAUUUUUACAGACAUCAGAGAUCUCACACAGGGGAGAAGCCAUAUUCUUGUCAUGAGUGCGGGAAAUGUUUUUCACAGACGUCCAAUCUUUCCAGACAUCAGAGAUUGCACACGAAGAGUUUCCAUUUUAAAUGUGAUCUUAAUGUGCAUAAAAGAUCUCACACGGGGGAGAAGCCGUAUUCCUGCACUGAGUGCGGGAAAUGUUUUUCACAUAAGUCUAAUCUUUACAAACAUCAGAGAUUGCACACAGGAGAAAAACCUUAUUCCUGUGCUGAGUGUGGGAAAUGUUUUUCACAGAAGUCCAAUCUUAAAAAACAUCAUAUAUCUCACACGGAAUGUUUUUCACGAAAGUCCCAUCUUUCCAGACAUCGGAGAUUGCACACAGGGGAUAAACCACUCUCUUGUACUGAAUGCGGCAAAUGUUUUUCACGGAAAUCCCAUCUUUCCCAUACAUCAGAGAUCUCACACAGGGAUAGGAGGUUUUCCUGUAGUGAGUGCGGGAAAUGUUUCCAUUUUAAAUUUAAUCUUGAUGAGCAUAAAAAAUCUCACACAGAUGAGAAGCCGCAUUUCUGCCCUGAGUGCGGGAAAUGUUUUUCAAAGAAAUCUCAUCUUUCCACACAUCAACGAUCUCAUACAGUACAGAGGCCAUAUUCCUGUCCUGAGUGCGGAAAAUGUUUUGUACUAAAACUACAACUUGUCACACAUCAACUGCAUCACAUGGAGAAAAAGCAGUAUUCCUGUCCUGAGUGCGGGAAAUGCUUUUCAGUGAAGUCCAAUCUUCGCAGACAUCAGAAAUUGCACACUGGGGAGAAGCCGUAUUCCUGUUCUGAGUGUGGAAAAUGUUUUGUGCAAAAAUCAGAACUUGUCAUACAUCAAAGAUGUCACACGGGGGAAAAGCCAUACUCUUGUCCUGAGUGUGGGAAAUGUUUUCUAGGGCAUUCCAGUCUUUACAAACAUAAGAAGUGUCACACGGGAGAAAAGCCAUAUUCCUGUCCUGAGUGCGGGAAAUGUUUUUCACAGACGUCCAAUCUUUACAGACAUCAGAGAUCUCACACGGGCAGAAAAGCCAGUUUCCUGUCCUGA